This is a messenger RNA of Penicillium digitatum Pd1, 1836 nucleotides long. Its product is annotated as amidase. The record is from RefSeq and is a predicted model, not a curated record. Gene Ontology annotation, molecular function: catalytic activity. NCBI's taxonomy places the organism in Eukaryota, Fungi, Ascomycota, Eurotiomycetes, Eurotiales, Aspergillaceae.
AUGCCCUUUCACGAACAGUCUUUUCUAAAUUACCCCCAAGCACGUGAGGGUCCAAAUGUGCCGUACAAGUAUGAAGACCAGGUCUUACCGGUCUUCCGCGGCACACCUCUGGCCAUCGGCGCUACAUUAAUCCAUCAUAUUGGGUUAAUCCAAAGCCAUUUCUGGCGUAAUGCCGGUUUCGGCGUCAUUCGUGAAAUCUCCCACCUUGGCCAGUACGCCGGCCGCUACGAUCCAACUGUGAUUCCAGUCGACAUUACCAGCCAGGCCGAGUUACCAGCGAAAGCAGUGUCUUCCAUUGUGGAGCGCAGAAAGGGAGAAUAUGGAUACUAUACUUCCGCGGAUUAUCAUGCGCUCUACUUGUCUGGGGAGCUGACCCCGACCGCUGUCAUCGAGACGCUCUUGCCUCUGGUCCGACGUGAUACCCAGCCGCCAGGGAAACACUCAACUGCUUUCCUUGAGUCUCAGGCCGAGUUGGUCCGUUCAGCAGCGCAAGAAUCUACCGAGCGAUACAAGAACGGCCAGUCGUUGGGUCCACUCGACGGCGUUCCAGUCGCAGUGAAGGAUGAGGUGCACCUCACCGGGUAUAAGCGUACGCUAGGCUCAAAGAUGGAUUUCAAGAACGGGAUUGAUGCGACCUCGUGGUGUGUGAAACAGUGGCUGGCUGCUGGAGCUAUAAUCAUCGGGAAAACAUCCAUGCAUGAGAUCGGACUGGACACAAACAACAACAAUCCCAACUUUGGAACACCUAGAAAUCCCCACAAUAAGGAGUACUAUUGUGGUGGUUCGUCCGGUGGCUCUGGAUAUGCUGUCGGGGCGGGCCUUGUGCCCAUAGCGCUUGGCGCAGACGGCGGAGGCUCAAUUCGCAUCCCGUCAUCAUUUUGUGGUAUCUGGGGCUUGAAGCCUUCGCAUGGCCGUGUUUCCGGUGCACCAUCGCAAAGCCUCGCCCCCACUGUUGGUGUUAUCGGGCCGAUGGCUGCCAGCAUCGAUGACCUCGCCCUCUCCUAUCGCAUCAUGGCCACCCCGGCACCGGCUUCAGAGGACCCGAUUUCCUCGCAGUUCCCCUAUCCUACUCCCCCGCACCCCGAAGUCAAGAGAACGAAGACGAUAGGUAUUGUUCGCGACUGGAAUGACCGCGCCGAGGACCCUGUGCGCGCUGCGCUUGAUCGGGCGCUCGACUAUUACCGCGAGCAAGGCUACAAAAUCGUCGAUAUCACAAUCCCUUACCUGCCCGAAGGUCAGCGUGCCCAUGCUCUUACUAUCAUGGCUGAGAUCGCAUCCGGCGUCGAUGCAAGCAAGAUCCGCCAACUCACAGCCCCAAACAAGGUGCUUGUCUCUAUGGGCAUGUACCAGAUCACCGCACAGGACUUGCUAGCCUCCCAGCGGCUGCGCAACCUCCUCAUGACACAUCUUGCGCAUCUGUUCAAGACUUUCCCUGGGCUACUCAUUGUCUCGCCCACAACGCCCAUCCCUGGAUGGCACAUUGACGGCGGCGAGGCGGACUUGUCUCGCGGUUUGUCUGAUGCCCAGUCAUCUGUGCGCAACAUGGAGUAUGUUUGGCUGGCUAACUUUACUGGAUGCCCUGCUAUCAGUUGUCCCGCUGGUUAUGCACCAGAUAGCGGUGUACCUAUCGGUCUGAUGGCUAUGAGCGAAUGGGGUACUGAAGAAGAGCUGUUUGCCUUUGCUCGAGAUGGAGAGCCUAUCUUGGGCCUUCCUGGUAGCAGUCCUUUGCUCGAGGAAAAUGAAAUUGCCUCGGCAGGUCAGGGUCUGCGGACUCCUUCUGAUGACCUCUCUGUGUGGGAAGACAUCAUCGCGCAGGCUAAGGAGAAGAUAUCGUAA